This is a messenger RNA of Theobroma umbraticum, 4459 nucleotides long. Its product is annotated as Per1-like family protein. NCBI's taxonomy places the organism in Eukaryota, Viridiplantae, Streptophyta, Magnoliopsida, Malvales, Malvaceae. Gene Ontology annotation, biological process: GPI anchor biosynthetic process. Gene Ontology annotation, cellular component: endoplasmic reticulum membrane. Gene Ontology annotation, molecular function: hydrolase activity, acting on ester bonds. The record is from RefSeq and is a predicted model, not a curated record.
UUCGAGAGAAAGUUCCCAAAAUCUUCAUCUCUUUCUUUCUCUCGCUGUCCCGCUCUCUCUCUAGCUCGGGAAUCUUGGAGUGAUCAAAAGCUUACUGCAGAUUGCACUAUAUGCAGAAGUGACUAAAGGCUAAGCUUGUGCUAAAGUUCAAGAUCGUGGAGCAUGAAUCAACACUUGUGGCAACACUCAAAAAGAGUUUUAUCUUUGUCACAUGUUAUGGACUCACACAUUCAACUCAAAAGACAUGUUUAUUAGACAGACAAAAGUCCUCACACCAAAACUUAUCUCUUCUCUAACUAAUGUAAGAUUUGUGACAUUCUAUCCUACCUAAGUAUACAUCACCCUCUUUGCACUGGUUCUUCCACCUGUAAAGGAGAGGACCCACCUUAAUCCAGGCCCUUAAUAUGUCUUAUGUGAGGUCUUACAUCAAUAAAGGAGUGGGUAGACUCUAAUAUCACUUGUCACACAAAGAGACUCACUUUAGUUGAAGCUUAUCUUGACCCUGAUAUCUCUUUUGGAAGAUCUUACAUCAAUAAAGGGUUUUUUUUUUUUUGGAAUGGUGAAUUUUAAUUAAUGAAGGAAACUGCUAAUAAAUAGCAGUCUCUCAAAAGAAAAACACGAUACCUAAGAACAAAACAAGAAGAAAAAGCUACAAACACAAACACUAGAAUAAAAGAAAAAAUAUAGCAACAACAAAAUCAAAAAAAAGCAAAAGCCAUAAGAGAUAGGAACAGAAGGGUCAAAGCAAAAGGAACAGAUCAAAAAACAGAACCAACACCACAGCAACAAAAUGCAAGAAAGAGAGGUUAUUUGAAAAUCUCAACAAGAUCCUCCAGACACUCCACACCAUCUUUAGCAAGAAGAUUGGCAAAAUGAUUUGUAGACCACGGAAUAUGAACAACUAACCAUUAGAAAAGUUUAGACUUCAAAGAGUUGAUCAAGCACAAAAUAUUCCUAAUUCGCCAUGGAGUAUAAGGAGGGUCAUUUGUCUAUUUAACAGCAUGAAGGAAUCAAAUUCCACAAUGAACUCAUGAGAGCUAACCCUAGAGGAAGCAGCGAAGGGAAGCAAGGCCUCCUUUAUAGCGUAAACUUCAAAAAGAUUAGAGUCCAUAGUGCCCAUAGACUUAGAGAAAAGGAUUUUAGUAUCACCAUUGUUGCCUGUCAAAGUGCCCCUAAUUCCAGUAACCCCUAGGUAGCCUCUUGUAGCUCCAUCAACAUUAAAUUUUAUGUUGUCAAGAUAUGGUUUAACCCAAUCAAUCAUGGGUUGCUUUUUUUUUCUGUGUCAAAGGAGCUUUAGCCAAGGCUAUUUCUCUCACAACAUCAAGAACAGAAGAAUUUUCUAGUGGUCACUUAGCCCUAAUCCACCAGCCAAUUCUGAAUUUAAUAGUCUCAAUAUUUUGAAAGAUGUCAAAAGGUUUACCUUUAAAGAUAAGGUCAUUCCUAAAAUGCCAAAUUAUCCACAUGAUGGUGAAGAAAGCCAUACGCCAAAUUGAAUUGCUUUCUUCAUUAGUAAUGACACCAUUCUAAGCAAGAAGAAAACAUCUCAUAUUAUUGGGGAGUACCAAAUUAAGAUCCCAAGAUUCGAUCCAAAAAUUCCAUAAUCUCCAUGAGUCGUAGCAUUGCAAAAAGAGAUGGUCGAUCGUUUCAAUAUCUUUGUUAAGAAUGGCACAUAAGGUAGCAAUACUAUUAAAUAGACCCCUUCUAGCAAGUUUUGCUCAAACAACCAUUUGACCUUUUAAUGCUUGCCAGCAAAGAACUUCCACUUUAUAAGGAGCAAGGUCAGCCCAAAUCAUUUUCCAUAAGUGCUAAUCCGUGCUCAUGAACCCAACAGCAAGUUUACAAAAAGAUUUAACUGAAUAGCCACCAUUGGAUCUAUGUUUCCAUAUAAUCUUAUCAGACAUCUCCUUAUCAAGAAAAAUAUUAUUUAAAAGCUCUAUAAGAAGACUCCAUUGCUUUUUUUUCCCAAUCAAAUAAGUUCCUUCUUAAAGGAAUUUUCAAAUGCCGAACAUCAUCAAUCUAAGAACCAAAAUCAAUCAAGGCACCAUUUUUAUCGGCAGACAAAGCAUAAAUACAAGGGAAGACAACUCUAAGAAUAAUAUUCUCAAUCCAAAUAUCAUUCCCAAAAUUAAUUCAAGUACCUUUGCCUGGCAACAAGCUACUACCAGCUUUAAUCGAAUAAAAAAACUGAGAGGCAUUCCACAAAGGACUAACAAUGUUCUUCCUAGUAAGAGACAUCUUCCUAGGGUGACAAUUCGAAGGAACAAGAGAAUUAAGAUCCGAUCCAUACCUAUCAACAAUGAUGUCUCCAAAAAGAGUCCUUUUCAUCACCAAAAUGCCAAAUCCAUUUAUUGAGAAGUGAUUGAUUUUUAAUAUGUAGAUCCACAAUGUCUAAACCUCCAUUUUUUUCAAGAGCACAAGUGGAUGACCAGUCCACGUACUAAAUUUUUCUGGUUGAGCAAUCACUAGACCAAACAUCAAUAAGGGGUUAGGUUGGUAAGUUUUGCUACUAUUUGUUAUGGCCUCGUACUUCUAACUCAAAAGACAUGUUUCUCAUCUCUUACUGAUAUAAGAUUUAUGAUACUUUUCUAUAUACAUAAAUACGAAAGAUUGGACAAUAAUGGCUUGCUGGUAAACAUGUUGCUAACUUGAUGGCACUACCCAAUUGGAUUUGACGCGGGAGCUUUAAGUAUUAACCACAAAACCAAUAUCAUGCCUUAGAAGAUAAGCCUAAAACGUAGGAUUGGGCCUAGACAUCCGUUCAUUGCCAACCCAAUAAAAGUAGGAUUAGGCCUAACUUGUCAAACUUACACUCUCAAACCCAUUCAAACCUUUUCUUCUGUCUCUUUUUUUGUCGAAGCCAAUUUGAAAGUCCAAAGAAGCCAAUUUCCUUUAUUUCUCAAAUUCUUUAUUGAUCAAAAUUCAACUUUGCAACCUUCCGAGCAAGCCAACUGGAUUCUCCAAAGAAAAGAUGAUGAUAGAUCAUUAUUCGAUAGCUUUAUUUCUGGUGUUUUCAUUUCUUGUUGGAGUCUUGGAUGCUAGUGCUGGUGAUUUUGAUCCACGUUACAGGGCUUGUGUAGCACAAUGUGAGAAAACUGGAUGUGUUGAGGAAAGAUGCUUUGCCCACUGCAAGUUUCCUUCUGACGGGGUUACUAGUGAUGGUCCAUGGUACAUGCAAGAACCACUUUACUUGAAGUGGAAACAAUGGGAUUGCGAAAGUGAUUGUCGUUACAAUUGCAUGAUUAACAGAGAGAAAGAAAGAGAAGCACUUGGCGAUGGACCUGUCAAGUAUCAUGGUAAAUGGCCCUUCAAGCGAGUUUUUGGAAUUCAGGAACCAGCUUCUGUAGCUUUCUCUGCACUCAACCUAGCAAUGCAUUUUCAUGGUUGGCUAUCCUUUUUCAUCCUCCUUUACUACAACUUGCCUUUAAAACAAGAUAAGAAGGCAUACUAUGAGUUCGCAAGCUUGUGGCACAUAUAUGGGCUCUUGGCAAUGAACUCGUGGUUCUGGAGUGCUGUUUUCCAUUGUCGUGAUGUGGAUUUGACAGAAAAGUUAGACUACUCAUCUGCUGUGGCACUGCUCGGGUACUCUCUUCUUCUGGCCAUACUUAGAAGUUUCAACGUGAGAGACGAGGCUGCCAGAGUCAUGGUUGCUGCUCCAUUGCUCGCCUUUACAACUACCCAUAUAUUGUUCCUCAACUUCUAUUCCCUUGACUAUGGGUGGAACAUGAAAGUAUGUGUAGUCAUGGGGGUUGCUCAACUUCUCAUAUGGGCAAUUUGGGCUGGUAUGAAGCACCAUCCUUCUCGCUGGAAGUUGUGGGUGGUGGUCUUUGGAGGUGGCCUAGCUAUGCUUCUAGAGAUUUAUGAUUUCCCUCCUUAUGAAGGAUUCUUUGAUGCCCAUGCUUUAUGGCAUGCCACAACUAUUCCACUUACCUACAUAUGGUGGAGUUUCAUUAGGGACGAUGCCAAGCUUCGAACAUCUGUCCUCCUUAAGAAGGCUAAGUAGCUCCUUGUAAGACUGACUUGUAAACCAUCAUCGUCUUCUAGCACCUUGACCACUCUGUCGUAUUAAUUGGCAGAAGGUUUUCAUAUUUUUUAUUUCUUUUCUUGUUAUUGUUCUUCUUAUGAGCAGAAAUGGAGAUUGCUUAGUUGGGAUUCCUUGUUGGUUGAAACUUGGAAGACCUAUUUUGUCGGAAUUGGAUUCAGAAACCAAUAUUGAAGUUGUAACAGGGGAGUAAUUCAAUUCUUUUGUAAAUUUAACCCAUUAUGCUUGAACAUUUUACUCGCUUUGUUAUCAUGCAUUUAUUUACGAGCAUUUUUGUGGCUGGUCCUGCCAUGCAUAUAUGCACUCCUUGCAGUUUUAAAAAUACAGUUUAUGUAAUUUGUUCCUUCUAGUUCUCAUGGUACUGUUUAGCCAAUUGCUAGUCAUCUUGAAGUAAUGUAUGUAUACCAAGUGUUGAAGAAA